AUGGCUACUGCUACCUCGGCUGCCUUGCUCCGGUUUGAUCUUUCUAGCCCAUUGCCAUUGCCUGCAUCGCUACUUCUGGUUCUGUUGAUCGCAAUGGGACUCAUUUCGUGGGCGCGCCCCGGUGGACGUAUAUCGUUCUUCCACGCAAAAGAGAACAAUCUUGUCCUCACCAAACAAACCGGCAAGACUGGCGCCAAGGAACAGACCACAUUAGCGGAGCUCUGCCGUGCAGCUACACCAGCACGAUGUGAUCUCAAUCCAUUUCUUUUCAACGGCCAUUUGCAGACUUGCUGGACGGCAGUAAAGUUUGACAAGGUGCCUGUCUACUACAAGCGUCGCAUCUUUGAGGCCGACAGCGCCAAGUAUCAGGGGCAGUUUGCCGUCGAUUUCGUGGUGGAUCCAUAUGAAGCGCCCACGAACCCCCAAGCAACUGACGAGGAGAGAAAGUAUACUCUUCCCUCGGGACUGCCGGAGCGGACGGCGAUGCUCUCAGAGGAUGAAUUCGCCGCUUUGCCCUCAGACGACAGCAAGCCUAUGCUUGUCGUCCUCCACGGUCUGAGUGGUGGUUCGCAUGAACUUUACCUGCGCCAUGUACUUUAUCCUCUCAUAGUUGACCGAGAGUGGGAAGCUUGUGUUGUCAACUCUAGAGGCUGUGCACAAACCAAAAUCUCUACCGGUGUACUGUACAAUGCCCGGGCUACUUGGGAUGUUCGUCAAGCUGUAAAGUGGCUGCGAGCGGCUUUCCCGAACCGACCUCUAUAUGGCAUCGGUUUCUCUCUGGGUGCGAAUAUCCUUACCAACUAUCUGGGCGAAGAGGGAGACGCCUGCCAGCUUAAAGCGGCUGUAAUCUGUGCGAGCCCUUGGAAUCUAGAGAUUAGUUCAGUAGCUUUGCAAAGCACCUAUAUGGGUCUGGAAGUGUAUAGCAAAGUGAUGGGAUCCAGCAUGAAAAAGCUUUUUGAGCAGCACGCCGAUGAGGUUAUCAAGAACCCCAAAGUCAAUGCGGAAGAAGUCAGAAGCAUUACUUACUUGCACGAAUUCGACAGGGCCUUGCAAUGUGCUUUAUGGGGGUAUCCGACAGAAGGUGCCUACUAUCGUGACGCUACCUCUACCGAUUCGCUCUUCGGGAUCCGAAUCCCUUUCUUCGUGGUGCAGGCUGAGGAUGAUCCGAUUGCCAACGUCAAAGCACUACCCUUUCAAGAGAUCGGCCAAACACCUUAUGGAGUUAUGAUGACAACAUCGUGGGGUGGCCAUCUUGGCUGGUUCGAGUUUGGGGGUGACCGGUGGUUUGUCAAGCCGGUGACCAACUUUCUGAACAUGAUGGCCAAGGAGGUUGAUUCUGAAGUCCCUCCGGUGGUUGAAAAGCCGGAACUUGUGCAUGGAAAGUCUCCUACACGUCAAAAGCCCAGUGGUACUGAAUCCAGGGCGGCGGAUUUCAGCCCGAUGCGGCGCAAACUUGCGUUGCCCAUCAUAGAAUAA
Messenger RNA from Aspergillus calidoustus, 1476 nucleotides. The record is from the annotation of a GenBank genome assembly. NCBI's taxonomy places the organism in Eukaryota, Fungi, Ascomycota, Eurotiomycetes, Eurotiales, Aspergillaceae.